Messenger RNA from Torulaspora delbrueckii, 1533 nucleotides. RefSeq names its product snoRNA-binding rRNA-processing protein UTP15 (gene UTP15). The transcript has a single exon. Gene Ontology annotation, biological process: rRNA processing; positive regulation of transcription by RNA polymerase I. Gene Ontology annotation, cellular component: nucleolus. Gene Ontology annotation, molecular function: protein binding. Bases 1 to 1533 code for a protein of 510 amino acids. Lineage: Eukaryota; Fungi; Ascomycota; Saccharomycetes; Saccharomycetales; Saccharomycetaceae. The record is from RefSeq and is a predicted model, not a curated record.
AUGUCAUCGUCAAGGCAAAGAAUUGUUACCUCUAAGGCGCCGCUUUUGCCACAGCAAACGACCCCAGAGCAGAGAUAUUGGCGUCAAUACUCUUCAGCACAGCUAGUCAAGGAACAUAACAGUGUUACACACAUUUCAUUCAAUCCACAACAUCCGCAUGAUUUUGCAGUGACCUCUUCUACCAGGGUGCAACUUUUCUCGUCUAGUACUAGGCAAGUUAUCAAGACUUUCUCCAGAUUUAAAGAUGUCGUGUACUCAGCAUCAUUCCGUAGUGAUGGUAAGCUGUUAUGUGCAGGUGAUGCAACUGGUCUGGUUUCGGUUUACGAUAGUUACAAUCCAAGAACACUUCUUCUAUCGAUAAAUGCAUCCUCUCAUCCAACACAUGUCACCAAAUUUCACACACAGGACAGUAAGACGUUGGUUACUGCAAGUGAUGAUAGAAUCACAAGAGUCUGGGAUAUCUCACAUGCUUAUGAACCACAAUUGAAACUUAGUGGAGCUUCGGAUUAUGUUCGUACAGCUUGUUUUGUUCCAUCAGCUCCCCAUUUGGUCAUGACAGGUUCUUAUGAUGGAUUUUUAAGACUUUAUGACACAAGAGCUAGUGGGGCGACUCCAGUUUACUCUUUAAAUCACGACCAACCGGUCGAGAAUGUUACUUCGAUCUCACCAACUCAAGUGGUCUCCUGUGGUGGGUCCAAUUUUAAAGUUUGGGAUCUGACAAGUAAUAAGAAGUUACAUGAACGUGGUAAUUUUAACAAAACCGUUACAUGUUUGGAUUAUGUGGAGAAUUUUGACUGUCCAAGCGAAUCAGCGCUAAUUGCAUCAUCUUUAGAUGGCCAUGUAAAGGUAUUUGAUCCACUAGAUAACUACAAGGUCAAGUUCGGUUGGAAGUUUUCCGGGGCAGUUCUAAGUUGUGCUUUGUCACCAGGUGGAGCACAAGGUAAUAGGCAUCUGAUAGCGGGGCUCUCAUCCGGUUUGUUGGCUAUCAGAACAAAGACAAAGGAGAAGAAGACAGCAAAAGCCGAGCCUUCGAUGCCCAUCUCCAAAAAGAGCAACAAUUUCGAGAGGAUGAUGCGUGGUUCAGAAUACCAAGGUGAUCAAGAACAUAUAAUUCAUAAUGAUAAAAUGAAACAGCAGCGCCGAGUACGUGCUUUCGAAAGAAAUAUAAAUCAAUUCAAAUGGAGUGAGGCACUAGACAGCGCUUUUGUUCCGGGCAUGGCUAAAGAAUUGACUUUGACUGCAUUGCAAGAACUUGGCAAGCGUGGUAAGAUCCGCGUUGCGCUAUAUGGUAAGGACGAAUCGUCAUUGGAGCCGCUAUUGAAUUGGUGCCUGAAGGGCCUAGAAGAUGUGAGGGCGGCUCCAGUGAUAGCAGACUGGAUCGUCGUUGUUAUAGAACUGUAUGGUGACCUGCUGGAAAAUUCUCCCGUUCUACAGGAGAUGGUCCUGGAUCUGAGAAACAAAGUAAGGCAAGAAGUCUAUAAGGCUAAAGAGGCCCAGAAGAUUGAAGGUAUGCUUCAACUUUUGACUAGUUAA